Messenger RNA from Lepus europaeus (European hare), 1417 nucleotides. It is a transcript of the gene PTPN1, whose product is annotated as protein tyrosine phosphatase non-receptor type 1. The coding region runs from base 76 to 1368 and encodes 430 amino acids. Gene Ontology annotation, molecular function: protein tyrosine phosphatase activity. Gene Ontology annotation, biological process: protein dephosphorylation. NCBI's taxonomy places the organism in Eukaryota, Metazoa, Chordata, Mammalia, Lagomorpha, Leporidae. The transcript is spliced from 9 exons. The record is from RefSeq and is a predicted model, not a curated record.
GGAGCGCGACGCGGCCUAGAGCGGCAGACGGCGCAGCGGGCGGCGGCGGAGGCGCAGCGGCCGCCCUGGCCCGUCAUGGAGAUGGAAAAGGAGUUCGAGCAGAUCGACAAGGCCGGGAGCUGGGCGGCCAUUUACCAGGACAUCCGCCACGAAGCCAGCGACUUCCCUUGCAGAGUGGCCAAGCUCCCUAAGAACAAAAACCGCAACAGGUACAGAGAUGUCAGCCCCUUUGACCACAGCCGGAUUAAGCUGCAUCAAGAAGAUAACGACUACAUCAAUGCCAGUUUGAUAAAAAUGGAAGAAGCCCAAAGGAGCUACAUUCUUACCCAGGGCCCCUUGCCCAACACGUGCGGGCACUUCUGGGAGAUGGUGUGGGAGCAGAAAAGCAGAGGCGUGGUUAUGCUCAACCGGGUGAUGGAGAAAGGCUCGUUAAAAUGUGCACAGUACUGGCCACAGAGGGAAGAAAAAGAAAUGACGUUCGAUGACACAAAUCUGAAGUUGACCUUGGUCUCUGAAGAUAUCAAGUCCUACUACACAGUACGACAGCUAGAAUUGGAAAACCUUACAACUCAGGAAACACGAGAGAUCUUACAUUUCCACUACACCACGUGGCCUGACUUCGGAGUCCCCGAGUCACCAGCCUCCUUCCUGAACUUUCUUUUCAAAGUCCGCGAGUCGGGGUCGCUGAGCCCGGAGCACGGCCCCGUGGUGGUGCACUGCAGCGCGGGCAUCGGCAGGUCCGGGACCUUCUGUCUGGCUGACACCUGCCUCCUGCUGAUGGACAAGAGGAAAGACCCUUCGUCCGUGGACAUCAAGAAGGUGCUGCUGGAGAUGCGGAAGUUCCGGAUGGGGCUGAUCCAGACGGCGGACCAGUUGCGCUUCUCCUACCUGGCCGUCAUCGAAGGGGCCAAGUUCAUCAUGGGAGAUGCCUCGGUGCAGGAUCAGUGGAAGGAGCUCUCCCACGAGGACCUCGAGCCCCCACCUGAGCACGUGCCCCCACCUCCCCGGCCGCCCAAGCGGGUCCUAGAGCCCCACAACGGGAAGUGCAAGGGCUUCUUCCCCAAUCACCAGUGGGUGAAGAAUGGGGCCGAGGAGGAUACGGAUGGCCCCGUCCGGGAAGGAACCAGAGCCCCGACUGCUGCCUGUAGCUUGGAAAGCACGAGUCAAGACACUGAAGUUAGGAGUCGCGUCGUGGGGGGCGCCCUGCGAGGCCCCCAGGCUGCGUUCCCCGCCAAGGAGGAGCCGUCGCCGCCCGAGGAGCACGCGGGCCACGCACUGACUCACUGGAAGCCCUUCCUGCUCAACAUGUGCGUGGCCACGGUCCUCACGGCCGGCGCCUACCUCUGCUACAGGGCCUGCUUCCACUGACGGCCGCGGCCAGCGCGAGCACCCGGCUCCGGAGCGGCCCGCCGCCCCA